Molecule: messenger RNA, 2503 nt
Organism: Cylas formicarius (sweet potato weevil)
Lineage: Eukaryota; Metazoa; Arthropoda; Insecta; Coleoptera; Brentidae
Exons: 4
Coding region: 1-705 (234 amino acids)
Source: RefSeq, a predicted model, not a curated record
AUGGCGGAUCGUUCCCGGCGGUCGAUUUGCUUUCGUUUGACACCCCACACGAAGUACUUCGGAUUCCCGGCCCCAGCCGCGCCGCCCCCCGAGUGUCAAAAAGCGCGCCAAGCCGAGUUUCGACUCCCGCGUGACUCUUCGAAUCUUGCCGAUACGUUCCGCGCGGGCCCCGAACGAAACAAACGAAAAAAAAAGGCCCGAAGAAAUCGCGUCCGUACGCCCGCGGGGAGCGCAUCCCUCAGCGUCGGGGCGCGCCGCCGCCGUCAGAUAGACCGCGGAGCCGCCGUCCCGUCCCUUCAGUCGUUUCCCGUCGGCCGUCGCGGGGCGGCGCAUCGCCUCAUCCUCAAGCAUUCAUGCCUCUUUCGUGCCGUCGAAGAAAUUUCCGUCGUCGGGCUUCAGCCGCCGCCCCAGGUGUUGUCACAUAGAGCGGGUCGUCAUGGCUACGACGCGAGCGCCCAGAGCUCCGGCGGGAUGCUGUCAACGGCACGCCGCCGCGUCGGCGACGCCGCCAGUGCGUCCGAAACGUCCGUCGGGUUGGCCACGACGCGUCGCGACGCCCAAGUCCUGCCGACGUCGUCCGAGACGUCGACGGUGGUGUGUAUGUGUGUGGCCGUAUGUCAGCCGAGCGGCGGCCUCGAACGAGGGGGGAUGGAAAUCGGUAAUCAAGCAAUUAGGAUAACGCGCGGAUACAAUGGGGAACGAUGACGACGACGCUAAGUUCAGCGGGGCGGGGUGUAGUAAUUUUCAUCCUGAAAAAUGACAGAUGAUUAAUUCGAAAACCUAUAAAUCCUCCAGUUUUCAAUAGGGCCUUAAAAAAAGCGCCACUAGCGUAUUUUGAGGGUCCUCCCGAAAGGAGAGACGGAUUAGGGGGAGGUUCCACCCUCCCGGCGGCCCUAAUUGAGCGUUAAACGAGUUUUGACGGUAUCCCAUCUACAUCUGUUGGUACACACACGCGACAAGGUUUAAUCUGCAAGCUCCGCCUUCCCCCGAUGUCGACCCGAUCGCUACGCGACGGUACUCUACCCAAAAUGGCGUACGUUCGUUAGUUGUCAGCACCUCAGAUGUCAAAACUCAUUGUCUGUCACCCAGGGAGUAGCAUUCGUUCAUAAUAAUAUUUAUUUUCCAACUACAAAAUUGUACAGGAAUAGUCAAAAUACAUGAUAGGUACAAUAGACAUAGAUAUAUAAAAAAAAUAGUAACUAAAAAAAAAACGUUUUUUAAAUAGACAAGGUUUUGUCUCGUAACUCCAAUGGCAGAUUCUUGAACACUUAAAUAAUCAGGCGAUCUCGAAGUCAUCGACAGCCUACAUUAGGGAACAUGCAGGUCAUCGCUCUGUCAUGUAUUGUUAGAAUAUACGUCACCAACUAACUUAACAUUCGAUAAAAACCAAUAGACUCGCAAGAUGAAAACUAAAGCGACUGUUGCAUAGUUAAAAUCUCACAAAGUUUUAUAAAAAGAUAAUUUAGAGUUGAAAUAAGAGUAUCUCGAUGAGACCUCCAAUUGAAACAUUCACGUAAACUCAAUCCUAGAAACCUUACAGUAUAUCUACUUGUGAUAGUGUCAUUGCCUAAACAGAUAUUAAAAUUAUCACAUUGUUUCGAUAUAGAUUCAUUUUUCUAAACCAUCUCAUCAAUCUGUCGAGUACGCCACAUCACGAUUAAAACUGAACCUUGAGGGACACCCAUCGCUAUGCGUUGACCUUUUGAAUUUACAGUCAUCUACAAAAUUAAUUAGUCUCUCUAAGAAAGCAUACUCAAACUCUUUAGAAGAACUAUUUGAAAUUGUUAUCUUACGAUAGUUUUCUCGCAAUUGUCCUAACCGAAAAAUGUUAUCUCUAAAUGCUUUAAUUCGGGAGAUAGAACGGAGAGAAAAGAAAGGUAAUGUGAGACGUCGAUACGGACUUACACACACAGGACUUAUUACCGAGACAGAAUGCGAACCGGACCUGAAGGAUGAUCGGCCACUACAUUUAGAAGUGAGGAGUUGCAAGAUUUUAUGGUGAUAGAUCAGGAUUUGCCUACAACCGCAGAGGAAGCCGUAUUACCACAAGCAAGAACGGGUGAGGAAGAAGACCACCACCAACCAUUCAACAAAGUACGAGAUGCGUAUUGGCAUACUAAAAAAUUCAAACGAAAAUGAACGAUUAUUUGAAACAUUAAAUGUAGUUCUUAAAUAUUUAUACAAAAUGUUCCUAAGUAGAUGUUAAAGUAUGUAUAUAAAAUAUUGGUAUUUUUUAAGUGCGUAUACAACACAAAAAAAGCAGUCCCUUCAAUUUCGCUAUAUAGAGUUUCCACUGUACAUCGAUCGAACUUUUUUUUUUUUUGAAUCGGUAACAUACUCAAAGCGAGGGCGCUUAAGUUCCUCAUCUGCCGCCCAUUCUGGAGACCGUUUCCGUUGCGACGGUAUUACUUACGAUCCUGCGGAUCCUGGCGUCUGCAGAUAACAGACUUACGCCCGUUAACUACGAUCGUCUGGAGGUUUGGACCGAAACGACUUCCAAUAA